AUGGGGGUUGAUGAUUUUUUCAUCCCUCAUGGAGGUAGCACCAUCGACUCAUUCUCUCCUUCUCAACCAACCAUAGCCGAGUUGAGAUCCUCUUUUGACGACCCCGACUAUGACGACGACGACGACCUCGACUCCGACUCCGACUCCAACAACGACCUCGACCCCCACUCCGAUGAUGACUCCGACCCCGACCCCGAAUUUGUCUUUGAUUCAGACCUCGAUCCCGACUUCGACUCCGACUUCGGCCCUGACUCAGGCUCAGAUCCCGAUCUGAAUUCCUACUAA
Messenger RNA from Prunus armeniaca (apricot), 285 nucleotides. Lineage: Eukaryota; Viridiplantae; Streptophyta; Magnoliopsida; Rosales; Rosaceae. The record is from the annotation of a GenBank genome assembly.